This is a messenger RNA of Cinara cedri, 3241 nucleotides long. The record is from the annotation of a GenBank genome assembly. NCBI's taxonomy places the organism in Eukaryota, Metazoa, Arthropoda, Insecta, Hemiptera, Aphididae.
AUGGCCGCCGACUUACAAAUGGACAUGAACUACGGCAUAAUGACGGUCAACUCGCAGAUCAUGUACAAGCCGACCAACCAGUGCGAAGACCCGGAGCCCGACAACGACCACGAGGUGUACGUGGGCAACUUGCCCAUUCACUACACCAUCGAGAAAUUCGUAAACUUCGCGAAGUAAGCGUCUACACGACAACCUUGCAAAGAGCCCGGCGCCGACGGUUCGCGGGGAUGGGCUUCCGAAAAACCGAUAAUUACGCGAAGACAAAAUUGACCAACCCGCAAUACAACAAACCGACGACCAGUCGGCCAAUUUUAUUUCAUAAUAUCCAUAUUACCCAAUUGAAAAUUCGCACGCGAAAUAAUUUAAUAAUUUUGUUUCCAAUCGAUUUGUAUGUAACAGUAAUACGAUAAUUAUUGCAUUUCGAGUUUUCUACAUGUUUUUUACAAAUCGACGGACAAUUACAACACUCGCUCAGCUGACUUGGCGUCCAUAUGAUUGAAUUUCAAAGAACAUAUGUGAUCGAUCAGCUGUGUAUCGCUAGCUAUUUCGCUUUCAUUCGGUUAACUUUUUUUAUAGUUUUGAUUUUACUAAGAUGUUUAUUAUUAUUUUCCUUCUUUCAUUCUUCCUGUCUUCUAGCCUGUGGACAUUUGAAAGUUCAAGUUGUUUAGGUUGUAUUUUAAAAAGGUCAUUUUUCGAGGUCAUAUUUUAAAUAAAAUCACUUAAAUGGGAAAAAAACGUAGGAAAACGUGCAGUGACACGAUUUUAUUAUUUUAUAAAAAAACGUAUGACGUUUUCUACCAAAAAAAAAAAUGAUUUAAUCGAAAAAUCACGCGACACCUUUUUUGUUGCCUUUUUGAUUUACAUUCUUUACAUACUUCUGAGCUUAUAAGGAAUUUUAAUUUUUGGAAUUUUUUUUGCUGUAAUUCGGUUAUUAAUACACGUAGAGACUUGAAACUUGGCAAUAAUACUUAUAUUGGACUUACCUAGACGUGGUAAAAUUUCCAAAAUUAUCGGAUGAUUUUUUUUUUUUAAUAAACGUUUUGAAAUCAAAUUUUAAGUUAUGUAUUACCGAACUGCGCUCGGAAUCGUCUUUCGUCAAGCAACGGUUUAUCAUUGCUUACAGAUAUAAAUGACAUAACCUUAUGUAUCCUACCUUCACAUCACAUUUUCUCACUUAUAACAGUGGUCGAUCCCAUCCUCAGUAUCAGCUCUUUUUUUUUUAAUGAAACUAUGAAUAGGAAUACUAUUUUUUUAUGCUACCAAAAUAAAAUAAAAAUUAUACAAUUAUUUUUAAGUUCUUUAUCUACCCAAGUAGGCAUAUUUUAGACACGUUUUGAUAAUUGAAUAUAGGUGUUCAGGUUCAGGUAAAAACUUACAUUUUAAUGAAAUUGAUUUUCACUAGGUACCUAAAUUUGUUUUUUUUUUUUUCUUAAAUGUAUAUUUGGAUGAAAUAUACCAUUUUAAAGUUUACAAAUCUUAAAUUGAAUGUAAAAUAACUAUUAGAUAUUAAAAAAUAAAAAUACUGAAUACAAAUAUUUUAAAACCAAAAAUGGAUGAUUUAUUUUUUUUUUUAUGGAAUUUUCUAAUUUGAGUUUGUUUAUUUUAUUUUAUUAUUGAUUCAAAUUUUCCCAUACUGAAUAGGUGAGUACUCGUUUCGUUUGUAGGUACAUACCUUUAAAUACUUUUCCUUUAAUAAAUAAAUAAAUAAAUACCUACCUAAGACAAGACAAUCAAUAAUUCGAAAUACAUCAGAGUAAACUAAGUUUUAAUCAAAAUCAUUUUUUAAUAAUUGAUAGAUAGAUGUUAUGUCAUUUGUAUAUGUAUAUAAUAUAUAUUUAUAUCUAUACAAUAUAUUUAUAGUUUCAUUUGUAAUCAAUGUAAAUAAUUGAUAAAAGACAAGUUGGCAUCUACCUAUUGUUCUGAAAGAAAGACAUGUGCCCAACACCUUUAAAUUUAUCUGACUUUUUGUGUUUUGUUUUAUUUUUUUUUUAAUUAACUCAGAAAUAUUAAAUUUUACUGUUCUUACUUAAUGUAUUUAUGGCUUUAAAUAACAUUAAAACAUAAUACAAUUUAUAAGUUUAUUUAAAACUAUUUUUCAUUCAGUUUCUGAAUAAGUAUAAGCAAAUUGAAUAUAUCAGUUAAUUUUUGGUUUAAAUAUAAAAUAAUGAACCAUUUUUCAUUAACAAUAGUACUAUAAUAAAAAACAUAAUAAUAUAUUUACCUAAAUAUAUAAACAUUUUACUUAGUUAUCUUUUUUUUUUGUAAAUAAUAGUGAGUUUAUUAUUUAUUUUACUAUAUAUUUACUACACAAUUGUAUGAUUAGAUAAUGAACUUUUUAUACAAAGUACUGGAGUAUAAACAUUGAAACAGUUUAAAAUAGUAGUUUAUUUUUAUUAACUUUAAUAACCAAUCAAAUGACAAACCCACUAACCUACCAAUCAAAAUACUGUUUCGGUCUAAAGCAAGUUCAAGCUGUCUUUCAGUAUAAUGUAAUAAUGUUUUAAUUAGAGGAAAUUUGGUUGGAUAUCCUUAUAAAUUAGGAUAGGUAUAGUUUAUUUUAUGAAAAUUAUAGAACAUAGAGUACAAUAAAUAUAUUUAAUAAAAUAAUUGCCCACCUAUGGUAUUUUUCAAAUUAUUUACUAUGUAUAUUUAUAUUUUGUUUUUUAGAAAGUCUGGUUCAAUUUACAGUGUGCGUCUAUUAAAAGGAGGUGGAGGCUUAAAUAAGGGUUUUGGUUACAUAAUGUAUAGACAUUUAGCUGCAGUUGACAUUGCCAUAGAAACGUUUAAUGGAAUUUUUCUGACAGAAAGUGAUACCAACAAACCUUUAAUUGUACAAAAGAGUCUACGCAAUACUAUUAUGAUGAUUUAUGGACUGUCUCAAAAAAAUAACAAUAAAUAUUACAUUAGGAAUGUAUGAAUUGCCAGUUUUAUUUAAUUUUCUUUAAAAAUUAAUAAUGAUUUUUAUGGUUUAAGGAAAUUAAUUAUUUUGUAAUAAAUCACCCAUCGCUUGUGUUGAAAUUUGAAUGUGAAGACGACACCAAGAUGUUUUUGUCCUUUAAAUCAUUAAAGUAAUGUAUAGAAAAUUAAGUAAAUGUAAAACGUUUCAAUUACAUUAAUUUUUUUGUGUGUGUAAUUUAGGGCAGCUCAAAUUUUUAAGAAAAAACUUAAAGAUUCAUUUAAUAUGUUUGGAGCUAAAAUGUACUAUUUUAAUGACAUAGAAAAUUGGGUAAGUUAUUUUUAA